AUGGUACUUCGUGUGCUAGUAACUGGCGCAGCGGGUCAAAUUGGAUAUGCUGUUGUGUUGCAAAUCGCUAAGGGUGAUGUUUUUGGACCUGAAACGCCAAUUGUUCUCGUACUAUUCGAUAUACCACCAAUGUUGCAAGCUCUUGAGGGUGUACAGUUUGAGUUACAAGAUUGCUCUUUACCCACCUUACAAGAUGUUGUUAUAACUGUAAAUGAGGAAGAAGCAUUCAAAGAUAUCGAUUAUGCUUUUCUCAUCGGUGCCAUGCCGAGAAAGCAGGGUAUGGAACGUAAGGAUUUACUUUCCGCAAACGUCAAAAUUUUCAAAUCACAGGGAAUGGCUCUUGCCAACUAUGCUAAACCAACAACCAAAGUUGUUGUUGUUGGUAAUCCAGCAAAUACUAAUGCAUUUAUUGCUGCGAAAUUCGCGGCUCCGACGGUACCAGAAAAGAAUUUCACUUCUAUGACCCGUUUAGAUCAUAAUCGUGCCACGUCGCAAGUUGCAAUGAAGUGUGGUGUUGGGAUGCGAGAUGUGAAGAAUGUAAUUAUCUGGGGUAAUCAUUCAAGUACUCAAUUCCCAGAUGUUACCCAUGCCAAGGUUGUCAAGAAUGGUACCGUACUUGGUGCUUAUGAGGCUAUUAAUGAUAAGGAAUGGAUUCAGGGACCGUUCAUUAGCAUUGUUCAAAAACGUGGUGCGGUAAUCAUUGAGAAGAGAAAACUGUCAUCUGCAAUGUCAGCGGCAAAAGCGGCUUGUGAUCAUAUUCGUGAUUGGCAUUGUGGAACAAGACCGGACGAAUGGGUAUCAAUGGGUAUUCCAUCAGAUGGCUCAUACGGUAUUCCCAAGGGACUAAUGUUCUCAUUUCCUGUCACUAUUUCUAGUGGAGAAUACAAAAUUGUCCAAGGCUUGAACUUGGAUGAGUUUGCAAAAGGAAAAAUUGCUAUCACGCAGAAAGAACUGGAGGAAGAACGUGAUGAAGCUCUUCAAGCAUGCGCUUAG
Acanthocheilonema viteae is the source of this 993-nucleotide messenger RNA. Lineage: Eukaryota; Metazoa; Nematoda; Chromadorea; Rhabditida; Onchocercidae. The record is from the annotation of a GenBank genome assembly.